This is a messenger RNA of Poeciliopsis prolifica (blackstripe livebearer), 4606 nucleotides long. It is a transcript of the gene ogdhb, whose product is annotated as oxoglutarate dehydrogenase b. Gene Ontology annotation, cellular component: mitochondrion; oxoglutarate dehydrogenase complex. The coding region runs from base 354 to 3422 and encodes 1022 amino acids. NCBI's taxonomy places the organism in Eukaryota, Metazoa, Chordata, Actinopteri, Cyprinodontiformes, Poeciliidae. Gene Ontology annotation, biological process: tricarboxylic acid cycle. The record is from RefSeq and is a predicted model, not a curated record. Gene Ontology annotation, molecular function: thiamine pyrophosphate binding; oxoglutarate dehydrogenase (succinyl-transferring) activity. The transcript has 23 exons.
GGCGCGCGACCGCCCGCGGUUCCGCACCCGUUCAUUCACCCGCGCGCGCUACCUGGAGGACUCGCUGAUUCCCAGCAGCAGCAGCGGCGGAGCGCGAGGCCGAGAGAAGCGCCGGGAAACCGACAGGGAACAAAAAAAAAAAAAAAAGGGAAAAAAAAGACUCGACUGAAACCUGUGGAGAGAGUGAGGAGCAACAUCUGUACAAAUUCUCGCAUCAGCAAUUUAAAAACACCUCCAGGAACGGAGCGGGAGAAGAUCUCAUGUUGACAGGGUCUCCUUACGCUUCACGUUCUGCUGCGUUUUUCUUCCAAGAGGAGAGUUGGGGUGUCAGGAGCCGUGGCUGACCUGCGGCCAUGCACCGCUUAAGGACUACAGUUGCGAGGCUUGGGCCUUUAGCUGCCGCACAGACAGCUCAGAGCGCGCCACAGUCCCGACUGCUGGCGCUGGAAGGAGGUGCAAGAACAUUUCAGCCUGUGAGGAGCCUGAGUGCAUCUGUGGCUGCUGAACCUUUUCUCAACGGCACCAGUUCCAACUAUGUGGAGGAGAUGUACUUCGCCUGGCUGGAGGAUCCUAGGAAUGUGCAUAAGUCUUGGGAUAUUUUCUUUCGGAAUGCAAAUGCUGGAGCGCCGCCCGGUGCGGCGUACCAAAGCCCUCCGCUGAUCAGCAGGCCUUCUGAUGGAACGACGGGCGUCCGGAUGCUGAUGGGAGCUCAGCCCAAUGUAGAGAAACUGGUGAAAGACCACCUGGCAGUGCAGUCACUGAUUAGAGCCUAUCAGGUACGGGGCCAUCACAUAGCCAAGCUGGACCCCCUCGGUAUCAGCUGUGUGGACUUCGAUGAUGCUCCGUGUACUGUUGGAUUUCAAAAUGUUGGUUCGUACGGCCUGACUGAGGGUGACCUGGACAAGGUGUUCCGGCUCCCCGCCAGCACUUUCAUUGGCGGCAAUGACAACGCUCUCCCACUCAGAGAGAUCAUUCGCCGCCUUGAGAUGGCCUACUGUCAGCAUAUCGGGGUGGAGUUCAUGUUCAUAAAUGACGUAGAGCAGUGCCAGUGGAUCAGGCAAAAGUUCGAAACUCCAGGAAUUAUGCAGUUUUCCUCGGAAGAGAAGAGGACUCUGCUGGGCAGGAUGAUCCGCUCCACCAGGUUCGAGGAGUUCCUUCAGAGGAAGUGGUCUUCAGAGAAACGCUUCGGCUUGGAAGGCUGCGAAUCGCUCAUCCCGGCCCUGAAGACCAUCAUCGACCGGUCCAGUCAGUGCGGAGUGGAGAGCGUGGUCCUGGGAAUGCCUCACAGAGGGAGGCUGAACGUUCUGGCCAACGUCAUCCGGAAAGACCUGGACCAAAUCUUCUGUCAGUUCGAUUCCAAGCUGGAAGCAGCUGAUGAGGGCUCAGGAGAUGUGAAAUAUCAUUUAGGCAUGUAUCACAGGAGGAGGAACCGAGUCAGUGACAGGUACAUCACCCUGUCGCUCGUGGCCAACCCGUCCCACCUGGAGGCCGUGGACCCAGUGGUGCAGGGGAAGACCAAAGCUGAGCAGUUUUACUCUGGAGACACAGAGGGGAAGAGGGUGAUGUCUAUUCUGCUCCAUGGCGAUGCUGCGUUCGCAGGCCAGGGCAUCGUGUACGAGACGUUCCACCUUUCGGACCUGCCGUCCUACACCACCCAUGGCACCAUCCAUGUGGUGGUCAACAACCAGAUUGGAUUCACCACAGACCCCAGGAUGGCUCGCUCAUCUCCGUACCCAACAGACGUGGCCCGAGUCGUGAACGCGCCGAUCUUCCACGUCAAUGCAGACGACCCGGAGGCCGUGAUGUUUGUGUGCAACGUAGCGGCAGAGUGGAGGAACACAUUCCAUAAAGACGUUGUUGUGGAUCUGGUUUCUUACAGACGUAACGGCCACAAUGAGAUGGAUGAGCCGAUGUUCACCCAGCCGCUGAUGUACAAGCAGAUAAAGAAGCAGAAAGGAGUCUUGCAGAAGUUUGUAGAGAAGCUCGUUGCUGAAGGAGUCGUCACAACACAACACUACGAGGAGGAAAUAGCUCGAUACGACAAAAUCUGUGAAGACGCUUUUGCUCACUCCAAAGACGAGAAGAUCCUCCACAUCAAACACUGGCUGGACUCUGCCUGGCCAGGUUUUUUCACUCUGGAUGGUCAACCUAAAACUAUGAGCUGUCCUUCCACUGGUAUUCAAGAAGAUGAGCUCUGUCACAUUGGAAACAUCGCAGCCUCUGUCCCGGUGGAAGAUUUCACGAUACAUGGAGGCUUGAGUCGGAUCCUGAAGGGACGCGCAAAUAUGGUGAGCCAACGAGUGUGUGACUGGGCCCUAGGAGAGUACAUGGCCUUUGGCUCUCUGCUCAAAGAGGGCAUCCACGUGCGUCUCAGCGGACAGGAUGUAGAAAGGGGGACGUUCAGCCAUCGACAUCACGUUCUCCACGACCAGAACGUUGAUAAGAAGACCUGCAUCCCGAUGAACUUCAUCUCCCCUGAACAAGCUCCUUACACCGUGUGCAACAGCUCCCUGUCUGAGUACGGAGUCCUGGGUUUUGAGCUCGGCUUCGCCAUGGCCAGUCCCAAAGCUCUGGUUCUGUGGGAGGCCCAGUUCGGAGACUUCCACAACACGGCUCAGUGCAUCAUCGACCAGUUCAUCAGCUCCGGACAGGCCAAGUGGGUCAGACAGAACGGCAUAGUGCUGCUGCUCCCCCACGGCAUGGAGGGCAUGGGUCCAGAACAUUCAUCCGCCCGUCCUGAGAGGUUCCUACAGAUGUGCAAUGACGACCCAGAUGUUUUUCCUAAAGUCACAGGGGACUUUGCGGUGCAUCAGCUUUAUGACUGUAACUGGAUCGUGGCCAACUGCUCCACUCCUGCAAACUACUUCCAUGUCCUGCGCAGGCAGAUCCUGCUGCCCUUCAGGAAGCCUCUCAUCGUGUUCACCCCAAAGUCGCUGUUGCGCCACCCAGAGGCCAAAUCGAGCUUUGACGACAUGCUGCCUGGUACCCACUUCCAGCGCCUCAUCCCGGAUGAGGGGCCCGCAGGUGUCGGCCCCCAGAACGUGAGGAGGGUCGUUUUCUGCACUGGCAAGAUUUACUACGACCUCAUCAGAGAACGUGAGAGCAGAGGCCUGGAGGACGCCGUCGCCGUCGUCCGCAUCGAGCAGCUGUCGCCGUUCCCCUUCGACCUGGUGAAAGCCGAGGCUGAUCGGUUCCAGAACGCCGAUCUGGUUUGGUGUCAGGAGGAGCAUAAGAACCAGGGUUACUACGACUACGUCAAGCCCCGCCUCCGGACGACAAUAAACCGCACACGUCCCAUCUGGUACGCUGGCCGUGAGCCCGCUGCAGCUCCGGCUACCGGAAACAAACACACUCACCUGACGGAGCUUCAGCGUUUACUGGACGCAGCCUUCAAUCCGGAAACUUCCCCAGGGAAACUGUAACGGCCCCAGAAACAGCACAGCACAGACCAGACUGCUGUCACCGUCACCAUGAAGGCUGUGUGUUCACAGUGAGACACGAUGCCAAAGGAAAACCACACAACCGCUGAUUCAUUCCUUUAUUGUUUUUGGUGGAAUAUUUGCUGGCACACAGAAUAACAAUAAUCAGUUAAAGAAUAUCUAACUAUUAAAAGGAUGGUUAUGGGAAAAUUUAAACCUCAGAAACUAAGAGACGUGAACAGCCAGAUUGGUAACAUGGUAAAAAAUUAUCAUUUUUACCUCUCUGUCAGCACUGUUUGCCUCCCAACCUGCAAAAAUAUGAAUGAUUGUUUUAUGAGAAUUUGACUGAGAAAAAUCAGAUAGAAAAAUGAUACGGAAUAUUUUAAAAGUUUUAGAGAUGCUGGUUGGACAGGAAGAACUGAUUUAUACUCAAUAACUUAGAAAAAUUGCCAACUAAGCUAUUAAUUAACAUUUACAUGUGAUUUUAACAUCAGAGAGGAAAUUCUGCUGCUGUUUUGUUAUAAAUAAAAGCAGUCAAAUCAUUUUAUUCAAUUUUUAUUUGAAAAUGUUUUUGUUAUUAAUAUCAUCAAACGUUGAUGGGAAGAUCUGCUGCUGCUCCAUGCGUACAGCUAAUUGAGGUGAGGCUUUCUGGAUAAAAAUGCAACACUGAGAACGUUUGUUGUUUUUAAAAAACGUUUCAUUAGAAGUUCAACAGCUGAAUCUGCCUCUGAGGUACAAAGUCAAGCUUAGGAGCUGAAGACACUUCUGCAAAUCUAACAGAUCUGUGACAUGCAUAGAUCACCGAGGCUUUUUUUUCUUCCCAGUCCAAAACAUCCCUCUUUAAUCACAUUAUAGCCUGUCUCGAUGGAAACGUCACAGAAUUGAUGCAGAUAUGUCAGUAAACACACAACCUCUGAAUUACAGCAUGUAUUUAUUUUCAUUUGGUGCUGCCUGUUUUAAUGUUUUGAACAAAAUAAAGGAUUUCCAUCAGUGCUGCUGAAAAAACAACUACAUGUUUAAUUAUUUCACUGAGAAAGCCAAACUAACGUACUGUAAAUGAAAGCUGUAGUGAAAUCCAGACAGAGUGUAGAACUAGAGAAAACGCGUUAAAACGCACAAAAAAAAAAAAAAAAGAUUCUAGUUCGGUUUAUUCUGAAACUUCUCUAAUCCAGAAACAUCUGGAUAAG